AGACCGAGGGAGGAGGUGGAGGUUGAAUGCAGGUGUUGUGCGCGCGUUGGAGGCGGUCAAUGCGUGCAGAGCUCAUGCUGGCAGGCAUGAAGGAGACGUGCGGAACUUAUUUGGAGAACCAGCUGGAAAGGCACUACGGAAUUACUUCUCCCAUUAGUUUGGCACCACCAAGGGAAAUAGAUUACAUCUAUUCACAGAAAUUGAUUGAAGCCCUGAAGCCUUUUGGUAUAUUUGAAGAGGAAGAAGAGCUGGAUUGCAGGUUAGCUGUUCUUGACAAACUAAAUAACUUGGUUAAGCACUGGAUUGCAGAAGUUGCUGAAAAUAAGAACUUGCCAUCUUCAAUUUCAUCCAGAGCUGGUGGCAAAAUAUUCACAUUUGGUUCCUAUCGGCUUGGAGUCCACACCAAAGGUGCUGACAUAGACGCUCUCUGUGUAGCCCCAAGACACAUAGAAAGAUCAGACUUCUUCCAGUCAUUUUUUGAAAGGUUAAAGCUCCAAGAUGGCAUCAGAAAUCUGAGAGCAGUAGAAGAUGCAUAUGUACCAGUAAUCAAGUUUGAAUUUGAUGGUAUUGAGAUUGAUCUCGUCUUUGCAAGACUACCCCUGUCAAGCAUUUCAGAUAGCCUGGACCUUAGGGAUGAUGCACAUUUGAGAACCCUUGAUAUCAGAUGCAUUCGCAGUUUAAAUGGUUGCAGAGUCACUGAUGAAAUACUUCAUUUGGUACCAAACAAGGAGAACUUCAGGCUGACACUCAGAGCAAUUAAACUGUGGGCUAAGCGGCGUGGAAUUUAUUCCAACAUGCUGGGAUUCCUUGGUGGUGUUUCUUGGGCCAUGCUGGUGGCAAGGACCUGUCAGCUGUACCCAACUGCUUUGGCAUCAACCCUUGUUCACAGAUUCUUCUUAAUUUUUUCAAAGUGGGAGUGGCCCAAUCCUGUCUUGCUGAAACAACCUGAAGAGAGCAAUCUCAACUUGCCUGUCUGGGACCCCAGGGUAAAUCCAGCUGACCGAUAUCAUCUAAUGCCCAUUAUCACUCCAGCCUAUCCACAGCAGAACUCCACAUAUAAUGUGUCCACAUCAACCCGAGCAAUCAUGGUGGAAGAAUUCAAGUACGGUCUCACGGUUACAGAUGAAAUUCUUCAAGGAAAGUCGGAUUGGCCAAAGCUGCUUGAGCCACCCAACUUUUUUCAAAAGUAUAAGCACUAUAUUGUAUUGACUGCUGUUUCUUCAACCGAAGAACAUCAUUUGGAAUGGGUUGGCUUGGUGGAGUCUAAAAUCCGUGUGCUUGUUGGACACUUGGAGAGAAAUGAAUUCAUUACUCUAGCCCAUGUAAAUCCACAGUCCUUCAGUGGGAACAGGGAUCAGUACAAAGAAAGUGAUUAUGUGUCAAUGUGGUUUCUGGGAAUAAUUUUUAAGAAACUGGAGAACACAGAGAGUGUAAGCGUUGACUUAACUUAUGAUAUCCAGUCAUUUACAGAUACAGUUUAUAGGCAGGCAAACAAUAUCAACAUGUUGAAAGAAGGCAUGAAGAUUGAAGCUACUCAUGUGAGGAAGAAACAACUCCAUUUUUAUUUACCAGCAGACUUCUUGCAGAAGAGGAAAAAGAGCGUGCCUGAUCUUGGUGGACAUGCUUAUGGGGUCAUGUUGAAAAAGACAAUGGAAAAUGAUAGUGGUUUGGACACUUACAGCAGUGCAGAAGUUACCACACAGUGCAGUAGUGUUCCCUCAUUCAACAACGUGGUGGAAUAUUGCAGUACAUCUUUUUCAAAAGGGAUAGAAAGGUCUGAUGUCUUUCAAAAAACUACUAUAUCUGAAAGGCAAGAGAAACCAAGGACCAUCACUCAGUCAGCGAUGUCUGUACCAGGCUUGAAUCUUACAGCUUCAGCAAACACAACUCUGCCUUUAAGUUCCGGUAGUGUCUCCAUGGCCAUAGAGCAGAAUAAAACUCCUCCAACUAUCAUCCUUGAUCCUACUCAUUCCCAGGAACACCUAGAUGACAUAGGUUCUAUUAAAAAUAACUCUACACAUAAGAGAGAUCACUCACCAAUCUCUGAAGAUUGUUUUAAGCGGCUGAAAGAUGUAGACCAGCACAGCCUUAACAACACCCUGGCUCUUCCAACCUUUGAUACACAAAGAUCACAGCGGCUUUCUAGUAAAGAAUUGCCAGAUUCAUCUUCCCCAAUUCCAGCAAGUGGUAUGGUUCGUGUUGUCAAAAACUCCAUCAGACUGACUCUUAAUCGAUAGCAGUGCUUUACCAGGCAUCCUGAAGUUACUGUAUCCAUACUACUAAAAUAGAAAGCAACACUCAAAGAAUGAAGACGGAGACUGCAUCCAAAGGGUACAAUCUCAGCUCCGGCUUGGAUCUCUCAUGACAGCUGGGAACUUCCUGAAUCACUGCUCCGAGCUGGCUUCGAGGCAGUGCUUAGUGGACCAAUAUUGGCAUUAUACAUAGCAUCCCUCCUUCUUUAAAAUGGCUUAAUCUUCUAUAGAUUUCUCUCUUCAGGUAUUACACUGUCAUAAUUGUAAAAUUUCAAACUGCUAGUCCUCCAAAAUGUGUGGUGUGUGGGUAUUCUUCUAGUGUAAAGCUUAUUCCCUUCAUUUGGACCUUUAUGUUCACUGUGCAAAUGCAUAGCUUUAUUUUAAGUCUUGAAUUGUUCUUUGUUAUGAAAAACCCAAAAAAAUAUUUCUUUCCUUUAUUUUUUCCUAAAGGGGAUGGCAUGCAGAGUACUUUGCCCUGGUGUGUUUCUAAAUUGUUAUUAAUGUCAGUUCAGUACAGGGGUGCAGGUAGUCUGAAGCUCUCUCUUAAAUAUAUUCUUAACACUGUUGUUUUAAACCAAAAAUCCACAACUAGUCUCCAUGGUAUGCUUGCUGGUGAUCUGCAUAGCAGGUCGCCAUAGGGGUUCUCAUAAAGUGAAAAAUGCACAGGAGUAUGUGUGUAUAUAUUGGAGGUACUUCUCCUUUAAAA
This is a messenger RNA of Thamnophis sirtalis, 2958 nucleotides long. RefSeq names its product poly(A) polymerase gamma (gene PAPOLG). Lineage: Eukaryota; Metazoa; Chordata; Lepidosauria; Squamata; Natricidae. Gene Ontology annotation, biological process: RNA 3'-end processing. The record is from RefSeq and is a predicted model, not a curated record. Gene Ontology annotation, cellular component: nucleus. Gene Ontology annotation, molecular function: RNA binding; poly(A) RNA polymerase activity.